This is a messenger RNA of Zootermopsis nevadensis, 1296 nucleotides long. RefSeq names its product hemolymph lipopolysaccharide-binding protein. The record is from RefSeq and is a predicted model, not a curated record. NCBI's taxonomy places the organism in Eukaryota, Metazoa, Arthropoda, Insecta, Blattodea, Termopsidae.
AUAAACGUCGGAAAAAUCUCUGUAAAGUAACAAGUCUUCCAAAGGAAAAAUAAAUUUCACCCACAGAAGACAGAAGCACAAUUUCGUCAGUGGUGUCAUCAUGCAGGUGUGUCGGUGUGCUGCUAUUUUCUCCGUGCUGUGGUGUGCGGGAGCCUCCUCUGACUUUGGGUGUCCAGAAAAGAACUCACCAGCCCUUAAAUUUUCAGUCACGAGUCGACGAAACAAGACAGGACACUGGAUAGCACAGGUACAGAUGGAACAUGGUGCUGAUCAGAAAGGAGACGAAGCUGGUCCUUGGCAAGUGGAUAUCGACCAAUCCCACGCAAAAUGCAAAAACAGCGACUCCGUGUUCAUAGUGGCUACCGUCACAGUUCCUCCAAAGGACGAAGACGCAGGACCGUCAACAUGCCACGGGAAGGCACCUGCAGAUUACGAACUUGUACCUGGACUGGGAUAUUACAAAUUUCACACAGACAUCAGGACCUGGGAAAAAGCUCGGGUUGUCUGUGAAAAGGAGGGAGCUUACCUCGCCGUCAUCAACUCGUUGACCGAAGCUAAGUCACUGUCAGUAAUUUGGAUACGAAACUUAUUUAAAGACUGGAGGAAAGAUGCCGCAUACAUUGGGACUUGGGACCCACAUGAGACAGGGGACUUCGUCACUAUUUUCAACGAGACGCUUGAAACCGCAGGUUACAAUAAGUGGUUUCCUGACGAACCCGAUUUCAUGGGCCAUUGCGGCAUUCUGGGAUCAAACUCACUUCUCGGAAACACCCACUGCAAUGAGAAGUUGCUUUUCAUCUGCGAGUUGACAGAAUGAAGAAGUGCGUUUGUUAAAUUUAUAUAUUCAUCAUAAUUUAUACAGCACAGCUUACUACAUUCAUAACGACUAUGCACUUUAAUAUAAUUUAAAUUAACUUUGAAAGUGUAUAACAGAUUAAAUUCAGUAAUGAACACGAAUUUUCAAAUAUAAUUAUAAAAUAUAUUUCCCUUAGGUUACAAAAUAUUAUAGGCUACGCAAAACGAAUAUGGGCCUAUGAUUUGGAAGUGAAACUAGGGCAUGAUCCACAGUAAACUCUAUGUAUUCCUAUACGAAUUAUAUCUUUCCAGUCUUGUUCUAAAAUUAAAAAUAUGUAGGUUACGAUAGCGAAAAUUUAAAAAUCACAGAAUGUAAUUGAUACGUUAGAAUUACUGCAGGCUUCGGGCCGUACUUUGGACAGCCUUGGGCUAAGAGGCGGUAAUGUAAGUUAUGCGCACGCUUUUAAUAAGUAAAGGUCUUAUAAAUGAUCUUAAAGUUAA